GGAGCCAGUAUGUGUUGUGUGCAGAAAUAGACAUUUUAAACUUUCAACGCUGAAUUUAUUAGAUCACAAGUAUUAGUGAGUUGGUCUGUCUGUCUGAUUAUUCCUAAUAUGGCUGGAUCUGCAAAGGCAUUGUCUCAAGGGAGUGCUGCUCCAGGCCCUGUGCCAGAAGGGGUCAUACGUCUCUACAGUAUGAGGUUCUGCCCAUUUGCACAGCGCACAAGGCUGGUUCUGGAAGCUAAAGGAAUCAAGUAUGAAACCAUCAACAUCAAUCUGAAAAACAAACCUGAUUGGUUUUUGAAAAAGAAUCCCUUUGGCUUGAUACCAGUAAUAGAGAUGCCCAGUGACAAAAUAAUUUAUGAGUCUCCCAUCACUUGUGACUACUUAGAUGAAGUUUACCCUGAAAAACGUCUCACUCCAGCAGACCCAUACGAGAAAGCCAAAGAGAAGAUGAUGUUGGAGCAUUUCUCUAAGGUAACAGCACUCCUUUACAAGAUUGGGAUUGCAGUCAGAGCAGGAGAGAGCACUUCAUCUCUGGAAGGAGAACUUCUUGAGAAGCUUGGGAUGUUCGAAGAGAUUCUAGCAAGUAAGAAGAGUCUGUUCUUUGGUGGAAACUCUGCCUCUAUGAUUGACUAUAUGGUGUGGCCUUGGUUUGAACGAUUUGAAGUCUUUUCCGUAACACACUUGUUGGACCACACCCCAAAUCUGAAGCGCUGGAAAGAUGCUAUGAUGAAGGAUGCUGCUGUGAAGGCAACAAUAACUGAUCCAGAAACAUGCAAAACAUUUGCUAAGCUCUACUAUGCUGGCAACCCUGAUGCUUGUGAUUAUGGACUAUAAAACCAUGCAUUACAUCUGUUUGUAGAUUAAAAUCAGUUACUUUUCGAGGUGACUUGUUUAAUUACACUAAGCAUAUGUUUCUUAAGCAGUAAAAUGUCAUUAAAUAGCAAA
Protopterus annectens (West African lungfish) is the source of this 945-nucleotide messenger RNA. RefSeq names its product glutathione S-transferase omega 1 (gene GSTO1). The transcript has 6 exons. Gene Ontology annotation, biological process: glutathione metabolic process. NCBI's taxonomy places the organism in Eukaryota, Metazoa, Chordata, Ceratodontiformes, Protopteridae. Gene Ontology annotation, molecular function: glutathione transferase activity; glutathione dehydrogenase (ascorbate) activity. The record is from RefSeq and is a predicted model, not a curated record. Gene Ontology annotation, cellular component: cytoplasm. The coding region runs from base 109 to 834 and encodes 241 amino acids.